Molecule: messenger RNA, 1089 nt
Organism: Habropoda laboriosa
Lineage: Eukaryota; Metazoa; Arthropoda; Insecta; Hymenoptera; Apidae
Product: histone-lysine N-methyltransferase SETMAR-like
Exons: 1
Coding region: 70-1089 (339 amino acids)
Molecular function (GO): nucleic acid binding
Source: RefSeq, a predicted model, not a curated record
CUGUGUGUUGAUAGGUAUGCUUUUGUUUUUACCGUUGAUUUGUGCUCACUUCAAGUUAUUGACUUCGCAAUGGAUACUAAACAAGUUCGUGUAAUAUUCUUAUAUGAAUAUAAACUAGGUCAUAAUGCUGCAGCUGCGACUCGUAAUAUCAACAGUGCAUUUGGAGAAGAUACCGUAAAUGAACGCACGGUGCAGCGUUGGUUCAAAAAAUUUCGAAGUGGAGAUGAGAGCCUCGAAGAUGAAGAUGGUCGUGGACGCCCUUCUCUCGUCGACAAUGACCAAUUAAAGGCACUGGUUGAAACUGAUCCACGAACAACGGUUCGACAACUUGCACAGGAGUUGGGUGUAAGCCAUCCAACAGUUAUUGACCACCUGAGACAGCUAGGCAAGUCAAAGAAGCUCGACAAAUGGGUGCCGCAUGAGUUAAGCGUAGACCAAAAGAAUCGUCGUUUCGAAGCGUGCUCUGCGUUCCUUCUACGCAAUAAAAAUGAUCCGUUCCUUCAUCGCCUUGUGACAUGCGACGAAAAAUGGAUAAUGUACGACAACCGUCGACGAUCAGCCCAGUGGUUAGAUCACGAUGAAAAACCCAAACACUUUCCAAAGCCGAAGCAGCACCAAAGGAAGGUUAUGGUGACUGUUUGGUGGUCUGCAGUGGGAAUUAUCCACUAUAACUUUUUGAAUCCGGGUGAAACGAUUACAGCGGAAAAGUAUUGUCGAGAAAUUGAUAACAUGCAUGAAAAAUUGGAACAAUUGAAUCCGGCAUUGAUUAAUCGGAAGGGCCCAAUUCUUCUACACGACAACGCUCGACCACACGUCGCACAGUUAACGCUACAAAAGUUGAAUGAAUUGGGAUAUGAAACUCUGCCCCAUCCAGCAUAUUCCCCGGAUCUGUCGCCAACUGAUUACCACUUCUUCAAACAUCUCGACCACUACUUGCAAGGGAAGAUAUUUACCAACCAAGCAGCUGCUGAAAAUGCGUUUAAAGAAUUUAUCAAUUCCAGAACAACAGAAUUUUACGCUACUGGAAUCAACAAACUGACAGUUUGUUGGCAAAAAUGUGUAAAUUGUAAUGGAUCUUAUUUUGAUUAA